GAAGAACACGACGAAGAAGAACAGGAGGCGUGAGCUUCCGGGUUUCAAAAAUCUUCGUUGCAACCGUAAUCAUCAGCACUAGAAGGAGACUAAACAACAUCCGCUUCGAGAUGGGGUCACCCAAAAAAAAGGCACACAGAGCCAGUCUGCAUUCUCCUGGUACGGAAAUGGAACCCCUAAUUCCCCCCGUCAAUGAACGCCUGGGGUACCUUCGUCCCUCCAGGGAACUUUUAGAAUUCUACAGGGAUAAGAUUUCCCAGUUUGACGGCGAACAGGAGCAGCUGCUUAAGAUGUUGGAGAAGUACAAGAGCAUCAUUGAGAACCAGCACAAGCUAGAGAGUGAAUUGCGGCAACGUGAAGGAGAGAUUGCAGAGCUGCAGAAUGCUCUGAGUGACAUGCAGGUGUACCUUUACCAAGAAAGAGAACAGUCUCUGAGGCUUCAUGCAGAAAACGACCGACUAAAGAUCAGAGAGCUGGAGGACAGGAAAAAAAUCCAACACCUUCUUUCACUGGUGGAUCAUGAUGAUGGAGAGAUCACAUACUUCCUACGGGAGCCUCCUCAUCAGGUCACUGUCAAACAGAAGCACCUUGAGUCGACGGAGGAGAAUCUUAAUCUCAGGCCAACAAAGUUGAGACCUGCUGUGACCGGUAAAGCGAGAGCAGAGAUGAGGUUUAAGAGAGCAAAAUUUGCUGAUCCAGGUGCUUGCGAUACUUUGGAAAAAUAUAAGAAUGAGAACCAAACUUUGAUGCUUCAGGUGGAGGCUCUCCAGGCUCAACUAGAGGAACUAACCCGACUAACCAAAGAGCAGGUCCAGUCACUCCAGGAUGACCGACAGAUUAAAAGUGAAGAGGUCCAGGCUGAAAGGCAGAGAGAUGAGCAGCGCAUUGCCGGUUUGACAAACAAGCUCCAGCAAACACAGAACCUACUGUACGAAAGCACCAAAGAUUUCCUACAGCUCAAAUUUGACACAAGGGCUCAGGAGAAGAUAUGGAUGGCGGAGAAGGACCAUCUCUUCGGGGAGCUGGACGCGUGUCACGAGCGUCUAAGGAAAGCCGGAUUCGGUGAUUUUGAAGUUGAGCACCUACAGCCAACCAGAAGGAGCCCGACUCAGGUCAGCCUGACCCCUUUUGGUACUGCUGCUACUUCUAACGGGGUCAUCCCAAAUUGGACUGCUGCUCCUGCCAGGGGCACCUCAAGUUGGACUGCAGCUCCUAUCGACGUCACCCAAAGUUGGACUGCAGCUCCUAUCGGCGUCACCCCCAGUCGAGGUGCUGCAGGUCCUACCGGGGUCACCCCAAGUUGGCCUGCAGAUCCUACCGGGGUCACCCCAAGUUGGCCUGCAGAUCCUACCGGGGUCACCCCAAGUUGGCCUGCAGGUCCUACCGGGGUCACCCAAAGUUGGACUGCAGGUCCUACCGGGGUCACCCCAAGUUGGACUGCAGGUCCUACCGGGGUCAACCCUAGUCGUGGUGCUGCAGGUCCUAGCGGUGUCAACCCCAGUCAUGGUGCUGCAGGUCCUAGCGGUGUCAACCUCAGUCGUGUUGCUGCAGGUCCUAGCAGUGUCAACCCCAGUCGUGUUGCUGCAGGUCCUAGCGGUGUCAACCCCAGUCUAGGUGCUGCAGGCCCUAGUGGUGUCAACCCCAGUCGUGGUGCUGCAGGUCCUUGUGGUGUCAACCCCAGUCGUGUUGCUGCAGGUCCUAGCAGUGUCAACCCCAGUCUAGGUGCUGCAGAUCCUAGUGUCAACCCCAGUCGUGUUGCUGCAGGUCCUAGCGGUGUCAACCCCAGUCGUGGUGCUGCAGGUCCUAGCGGUGUCAACCCCAGUCUAGGUGUUGCAGGUCCUAGCGGUGUCAACCCCAGUCGUGGUGCUGCAGGUCCUAGCGGUGUCAACCCCAGUCGUGGAGCUGCAGGUCCUAGCGGUGUCAACCCCAGUCGUGGAGCUGCAGGUCCUAGCGGUGUCAACCCCAGUCGUGGAGCUGCAGGUCCUAGCGGUGUCAACCCCAGUCGAGGUGCUACAGGUCCUACCCGGGUCACCCCACUUUGGAAUGCUGCUCCUAUCGGGGUCAGCCCCAGUCAAGGUGAUGCGGCGGCUGCUCCUCUUACUUCUGCCACUACUGGGGUCAGCCAAAGUCGCGUUGCUGCUACUACUAGCAGGAUCAGCUCGAGUCGGGCUCCUACUUCUACUGGGAUCAGUUCCACUCGGUUCCACAUGCAGCCUCAGCCUGACUUAAGUCAGAGACACAAGGAAGAGAUCAAGUCCGGGCAAGAUCAUUUCAAGGAAGCCCAACGUAUGGCAGAGAUGUACAGAGAACAGUGCAUCGCCUUGGAAACGGAACUGGCCCAAGCCAGGGAGCAGGGGGACGCAGGCAGGGAAAUAUAUAAGGAGCGUGUCAGUAAAACGGCUAAGCGUCUCCAGGCCAUGACUCAGCGUUAUGAGGCACUAGAGAAGAGGAGGAACCUGGAGGUGGAGGGCUUCAAAACAGACCUGAAGCAACUCAGACAUAAACUGAAGGAUGUAGAAAAACAGCUUUUACAGGUAACCCAUAAUAUUGGGCCGAACCAGGACCUAGCUAUUCUCCAAGAGGUCAGGGAGAGCAACAACAGGACAAAGAAGGUCCAGAAUGGGCUGACGGUGUUAAAGGCAAAGAUUUAUGGACUGGAAAAUGAACUGCGAUUUUGCUGAGGAUUAGAUCAACAAUGUUUUUUGUUACAGACUUGAAUAAGCUUUGUGAGCUUUACUCCAAUCAAGUUUACAGUAUAGUUGUACUAUUGUUUUAUUCGUACUAUAUGCAAUACUUUUGUGCUAAUAAAUGUAUUUUUAAGGUAAGAAAACUGACUUGUAUGGUCUGACACUUUGAUUAUAUUCGUGUAGAGCAGUGGUUCUCAAACUUUGUUCACCAAGUACCAACUCAGAAAACACUUUGCUCUCCAAGUAUCACUAGAAUGACCAACAUUAAAAUAAAGUAGCAUAGUAGGCCCAAAUAUUAAUUAUUAAUCAAGAUAGAGGUUUUAUUUAACAAGUAUAUUUAAUAUUUUUCGCCACUGUAACAUAAUCAAUCAACCAAAGUUUAUUUAUAUAGCCCAUAAUCACAAAAUGCCUCAAAGGGCUGCACAAAUCACAACUCAGAUCCCACAUCAGGGCAAGAACAAACUCAACCCAAUGGGAGCAAUGAGAAACCUUGGAAGGGACCGCAGACUGGUGCAAAGCAUGCCGA
Messenger RNA from Nerophis lumbriciformis (worm pipefish), 3213 nucleotides. It is a transcript of the gene ccdc77, whose product is annotated as coiled-coil domain containing 77. Lineage: Eukaryota; Metazoa; Chordata; Actinopteri; Syngnathiformes; Syngnathidae. The record is from RefSeq and is a predicted model, not a curated record. Gene Ontology annotation, cellular component: centrosome.